Camellia sinensis is the source of this 1872-nucleotide messenger RNA. The record is from RefSeq and is a predicted model, not a curated record. NCBI's taxonomy places the organism in Eukaryota, Viridiplantae, Streptophyta, Magnoliopsida, Ericales, Theaceae.
AUGGUUCCACCUCUUAUGUUGUUAUGCAAGUAUGGUGAUCGUACCAUUGAGUUCAAGGUUGUAUCAAACUGCACGUUGAAGGAUUUAACUGAUUUCUUAAGUUGUAAAUUGAAGAAGUUUGACAAUAGUGGUUGCAUACUGUUAUCGUACUGUUUGCCUGGACAUUCGCAAUGCAUGAUUGAUGAUGAUUCUGAUUUUCAGAAUAUGUUGUCGCUUGUUUAUCCCCUUGGUGUUGACCGGGUUGAUGUGACUAUUACUGAAAUGGGCAUUUCAAAUGAAAAACAUGGAGUUGGAGAAUCAUGGGACGCUACUGGAUCCAACAUUACUGAUGAUGAAAUGGAUUUACUCUCUAUGUUUUGUCAACAUGAAGAAAGGACUUUGUUGUCUUCUGGAUGGGUGAAUGGAAUUACUCAUGUAGGUCAAAGAUUUAUUGGAGGUGCAAAGGAUUUUCGGACUGCAUUAUGUAAAUAUGCCAUUGAGAUAGGACUUGAGUUUGUGUAUGUGAAGAAUGAGAAGUGUCGGGUCACUGCUGUGUGUUCAAUGCGGGAGUCGAAAGCUUGUUUAUGGCGAGUAUAUGCAUCUCUGGAAAGUGCUAAUAAUUUUUUCUACAUUAGGACUCUACAUGAUGAGCAUACUUGUGGAGCUGCAAUUCGUACUUCUAAAAACUCAAGGAUGAGUUCAAAUUUGGUUGCAAGUUUGAUUGUUAAUGAAGUUCGUGGGAAUUCCCAAACUCGUCCAAUUGAUGUUGUGCGUCAAUUUACAGAUCAAUACGGGCUCACCAUUACGUACAAUCACGCUUGGUUGGGAGUUGAGAAAGCUAAGACUACUACUUUUGGAGAUUUCUCUAUGUCUUAUGAUGAGAUUCGAUGGGUUAGGCAUUGUCGUCCUCUAUUGUUUAUCGAUGGAACUUUUCUGAAGGGGAAAUAUAAGGGCACCUUGUUAACAGCUACAGCGAAGGAUGGGGAUCAAGGUUUUUUCCCGCUUGCAAUGGCAAUUGUCGAAACAGAGACUACAGACAGUUGGGAAUGGUUUUUUAUGCAUUUGUCGAAUAUAUUGUUGGAUGAAAGACCAAUUACCUUCAUAUCUGAUCGGAACGCUGGACUUUUGGAGGCUUUACCCAAGGUUUUACCUACUGCUUACCACUAUUUUUGUCUCCAACACUUGAAGGCCAAUUUGAGGGAUAGGUUCUCUGGUCCAAGUUUCAGCAAUACUUUCAGGAGUAGAAUAGUUUUUUUGUUUUCUUUGUGUGCUUACGCUCCGACAGUGGGAUGUUUUUAUCAGUGCUUGAAAGAAUUACAAGAUGAAGGAAAAUGGAUCGUUUGUGGGUUUCUAUCCAAUUUGCCCUAUGACAAGUGGACUAAUGCAUAUUUUAAAGGACAAAAAUACGGUGAAAUGCACUCGAAUGUGGCAGAGUCUUUCAAUUCAUGGAUCCGUCAAGCUUGCCAUUUGCCCACUACAAAGAUGAUUGAUUCAAUUAGGUUGAAGAUCAUGGAUUUGAUGUCGAGAAUGAGAGAGCAAGCUAAGAAAUGGAAUACUUUUCUUUGUCUGGAGAUGGAUUCAACAUUAGUAAAUGCUCUUAAAAGUGGAAGAACUUGGUUGGUUAGUCGUUCAAGUGAUCACGUUUUUGAGGUUCAAUCCCGGCCAUCGGUUAGCGUUGACCUCUUGAAUAGAACUUGCUCAUGUUACCAAUGGCAAUUAAAUGGAUUUCUUUGUGCUCACGCGGAAACCGCUAUCCAAAAGAGCGGAGGUGAUUUGUAUGCACAUGUGGAACCAUUUUAUUACACUAGCAAGUUCAAAGAUUGCUAUGCUGAGUCCAUUUAUCCAAUACCCACUGUUGAGAAACCUCUUGUAGCUAUGGAUGAUCAGAAGUAA